Sus scrofa (pig) is the source of this 1515-nucleotide messenger RNA. NCBI's taxonomy places the organism in Eukaryota, Metazoa, Chordata, Mammalia, Artiodactyla, Suidae. The record is from RefSeq and is a predicted model, not a curated record.
AUGAAGCUGCCACUCCUGGUGUUUAUUGUGUAUCUGCUGUGGUUGAAAGAUUGUCACUGUGCACCUAUUUGGGAGGACAAAACUGCCAUCCGUGGAAACCUGAAGGGUUUUUCUGAGGCUGGGGAGAUAGAUAUAGAUGAAGAGGUGAAGAAGGCUUUGAUUGGCAUGAAGCAGAUGAAAAUCCUGAUGGAAAGAAGAGAGGAGGAACACAGCAGCCUAAUGAGAACCCUGAAGAAAUGCAGAGAGGAAAAGCAGGAGGCCCUGAAACUUAUGAAUGAAGUUCAAGAACAUCUGGAAGAAGAAGAAAGGCUAUGCCAGGUGUCUUCUAGAGAUUCUUGGGAAGAAUGCAAAUCUUGCCUGGAAAGUAACUGCAUGAGAUUUUACACAACCUGCCAAAACAGUUGGUCCUCUAUGAAAAGCACGAUUGAACAGUUUAUCUGGAAGAUAUAUCAGUUUCUGUUUCCUUUCCAUGGAGAUAAUGAAAAAGAUCUCCCCAUGGGUGAGAAGUUCACUGAGGAAGAUGCGCAGCUGACCCAGAUAGAGAAUGUGUUCAGCCAACUGACCAUGGAUGUGAGAUUUCUCUAUAAUAGGAGUUAUAAUGUCUUCAAACAGAUGCAGCAAGAAUUUGACCAGGCUUUUCAAUCAUAUUUCAUGUCAAAUACAGACUUCAUCGAGCCUUACUUUUUUCCAGCUUUAUCCAGAGAGCCAACAAAAAAAGCACAUCUUGUGCAAAGUUGGGACAUUCCCAGCUUCUUCCAGCGCUUUUGCAAUUUCAGUGUCUCUAUUUAUCAAAGUGUCAGUGCAGCAGUUACUGAGAUGCUGAAGGUAAUAGAGGAUUUACCAAAACAAGACAAAGCGCCCUCCAGCAACGGCCUGAGUUCCACGAUGUUGCCCUUGCGGGGCCAGGGACUGUGUGGCGAACCCAGCCAGAAUUCGUCAGAAUGUUUCCAGUUUCUUGCAAGAUGCCAGAAAUGUCAGGAUUUCCUAUGGGAAGAUUGUCCUAAUGUACCUGAACUACACACAAAAGUAGAUGAGGCCCUUGAGUUGGUCAACCUGUCCAAUCAGCAAUACACCCAGAUUCUCCAGAUGACCCAGCAUCAUUUGGAGGACACCACGUAUCUGAUGGAGAAGAUGAGAGAGCAGUUUGGCUGGGUGACAGAACUGGCAAACCAGACCCCAGGAACCCAGGACAUCUUCAGUUCUAUGAAGGUAGUUCCAGGUGUUCACGAAGGAAAGUUUUCUAAAGAAGAUGAAAUGAGGAUAGACUUAAGCAUUCCGCCUUCCCCUAAUUUCACACUCACCAUCCCUCUUGAAGAAAGUGCUGAGAGUUCUAACUUCAUUAGCCACAUGCUGGCGAAAGCUGUACAGCAGUUUAAGGAACAUUUUAAAACUCGGCGUCUUGUACCCUUUGUACCCAGACUUCGAGACGCUCCUCUUGGGCUAGAGUACCAGUUUGGUCAGAGGGGCUUUAUCUGUUUUGCUCCUCGGUGCCCCCUGGUGGGCACUGUGUGGUAA